Temnothorax curvispinosus is the source of this 951-nucleotide messenger RNA. It is a transcript of the gene Hacd1, whose product is annotated as very-long-chain (3R)-3-hydroxyacyl-CoA dehydratase 2. Gene Ontology annotation, biological process: sphingolipid biosynthetic process; very long-chain fatty acid biosynthetic process; fatty acid elongation. Gene Ontology annotation, cellular component: endoplasmic reticulum membrane. Gene Ontology annotation, molecular function: 3-hydroxyacyl-CoA dehydratase activity. Lineage: Eukaryota; Metazoa; Arthropoda; Insecta; Hymenoptera; Formicidae. The transcript has 5 exons. Bases 220 to 915 code for a protein of 231 amino acids. The record is from RefSeq and is a predicted model, not a curated record.
AGAAAUCGCUGGGGCGAAUCGUAACUCAAAAUACCUUGCCUUACGUUCCUCAUCAAUAAUUCAAACGAUACUCGAUGACGAGAAAUGCAUGAUAAGGGAUUUUUUUUACGUGCAUAUUGAAGACCGGACUCUUCGGGGUCGAGCAAAGGUUGCGUUGAACUUGACUCGUCGCGAGGUAUUUGAGAGCGAGACGGCGUUCGAGGAACUUCCACGUUAGACAUGGCAAGAACGAAAUCCAAGGAGCCAGGUGCUCUCUCGAAACUCUACCUGGCGUCGUAUAAUCUAGGCCAGACGUUAGGAUGGAGCUAUAUAUUGUAUCAGAUUAUACAAUAUUAUAUCCAGCCUUCUUCCGGUGGUACCUUAUGGGAUAAGACCAAGCUACUUGUGAUUGUUUUUCAGAAUGCAGCUUUAUUGGAGAUAAUGCACGCAGCACUUGGAUUGGUACGAUCCAAUGUUGUAAUCACAACAUUCCAAGUCUUCAGUCGCGUCCUGGUUGUAGUCGGGGUUAUCCUGGCUACUCCUUAUACGUAUGCUGCUGCGUCCCCAGGUCUUCUGCUGGCUCUCACCGCGUGGUCCAUUACGGAAAUCAUUAGAUACUCCUAUUAUUUUGCAAACCUCAUCGGUAUUGUGCCACACCUACUGGUCUGGCUGAGAUAUACGUUGUUCAUCAUACUGUAUCCGUUGGGCGUGACCGGCGAAUUAUUGUGCUUCUAUGCCGCCGUAAGGUACGCCAGCGCUAAUCCCGACUCUUGGAGCUACAUUCUACCGAACAAAUGGAACUUCACAUUCAGUUACUUGUAUUUCCUGAUAUCAGUUAUGCUGUUAUACAUUCCAGGUUUUCCACAUCUUUAUAUGCACAUGUUCGUGCAAAGGCGCAAAAUACUCGGUCCCGAUACUACCGCGAAGGAGAAAUAGCUUGUAAAUCCAAUACAAUAAAUAUUUUGUUAUGCA